CCACAAGUUUAAAGCUCUCUCUCCUAAAACCCUGUGAUUUUGGUUUCCUCUCUCUCUCUCUCUCUCUCUCUCUCUCUCUCCCCCCUAAAACCCAUGGAAACUCCAUAAACAAAGGAACCUUAUUCUCCCACUCUCACAACUCUCAGACCCACUCUUCUCUUCCUCUUCUUCAUCUUCUAAUCUGUUACAGAGGUAAGGCACUCUCUCACAAUAAACAUAUAUAUAUAUGCAUAUAUUAUAUGGUUUCAGUAACAACACCAUGUGUUUGAUGAAAUGCCUAUUUACAUAUUUUUAGAUUCGUUUUGUUUUCUAUUAGCUUUCAUAUCAUGUUGAUCAAAACAAAUAAUUUCACUUUGUAAGGAUUAAUUCUUUAUCUAAAGCUCAAUGUUCAUACCAACCAGUGAUUGAAAGCUUCAAUAGAAAGAAACAGUUUCAAGUUAGGAUAGGAUUGAGCCAGUGUGAUUGAAUUUGAAAUGGGCUCCAAUGGUGGAACAAAAAGGUUGCAACUUUCAUCCCAAACGAUUCAAAAGCUCAAUGUUCAGAAAUUUGCUGAGGCAAGAACAGCUGAGCUUGAGUCUCUUCACUCCAUUGUGGGGAAUCGUUUGAAUGGGGAUUUCAGGUGUAGACGGAGUAAGAGAAGGCGAACCACUUCCUUUAAUAGCAAAGCAGCUAAGAGAAGAAGGAACUUAGAUGAUGAGAAGAAGGAAAAUACCAAUACCAAUACCAGCAGCAGCAGCAGCAGCAGCAUUCCUCGUCGUCGUAUUCGUCGAAGAGCUGAACUGAAAAUAAACCCUGAAGAGGGGUUUUCUGUUACACAGGAUGGAACAAAGAGGCUAAGGACACACGUGUGGUAUGCCAAGAGAUUCACCAUGACAAAGCUCUGGGGUUAUUAUCUUCCUUUGGGUCUUCAUGGAAGUGGAAGGGGUUCUAGAGCUUUGUUGAAGUGGUUCAGAAAUGGAGCUCUAAUUCAUGAUGCAAGCUAUUAUGUUCCCAUCCAAUUGGAGGGUCCAGAGGGCUCUUUAUUGUCAAUUCUAAAAGCGGUGCUAGUGCCUUCUCAACCUGGUUAUUCCGGUGAUGUUUCCACUUCUAUCAUUUAUGGUGCCAUCUAUGAUAAUGCAAUGCUCCACCAUAUUGGUGCACCAGUUUCUAAGCCGAUCGCUCCUGUAACAUAUAUGUGGCGUCCUUGUUCCUUACGAAAUAGGGAUAAUACUGCUGCUGCUGCUGAUGCUGUUAACAGUCUAGGAUCUGUGAAACCAGAGACUACAGAUUUAGGGUCUUGUUUUCGCCAGCUUUGGGUCUGGAUACAUGCUUCUGCUUUCGAUGAAGGAUACGGUGCUCUUAAAUUUGCUUGCCAGAAAGAGAUGGAAGAGAAGGAUAUAUUGAUUCGUUGUUUUUCACGUGAGGGUCAGCUUGCGAAAUUACAAGUAAUGGGAUCAAAGGCAUUUGAAGUUCUUCAAAAGGCAUUAUCUGUUACUCGGAUAUCAGAGGAUUCUCAGCAAGUAGAUAAAAAGAAUUGUGUACUUGAAAAUGAAGAUCACAUAUCUUCUAAAGCAAUGUUAUCACUUAGUGUCAUGGAUCCUCGAACAAUAACGAAAAAAAGGACAAUCCCCAAUGUUCCAGAGGCAGUAUCCAGUGACAUGCCUUGUGAUAUUCUGGGGAAUGAAAUUAGAGAGCUUGCUAGCGUAUCAGAAACUUCAGACAGGCGUGAAGAGUCAUUCCCGUCAAGCUCAGAACUCGAUAGCCAAAGUACACUCGAUAACAGAAAUUUGUGGGAUGCUAGCUCUAGUGUUAGUCCUCCUGUAGCAGAGAAUAUUCUUUGCAAGGAGAAAAAUGAACAGCAGAAGAAAUUCUUUUAUCUUGAUCAUCCAACUUCAACCGAGGUGCAGUGUUCAAGAUGUUGUCCUAUUAUGCUUCUCAAAGAUAAGAACAAGGAAGGAUUAGCUAUCGGCUGGUCUAUUGUACUCCCACUAAGUUGGGUCAGGGCGUUUUGGAUUCCUCUCGUCUCUAAAGGUGCUCGUGCAAUCGGUUUGAGGGAGAAGCAUUGGGUUGCAUCUGAACUCGGUUUGCCUUGUUUUCCUUCGGAUUUUCCUGAUUGCAAUGCUUAUUCAAGCCUGAAAGCAAGCGAAGCUGCUGCCUUUGAUCAAAAAGAGCAACUUCAUCCUUUAUCAACACGACCAUUGAGAGUUCCCAUUCUUCCACCAUGGGAUAGUGUCCAGAUUACUCUAAACAAACUCCUCGCGACAAUUGGAGAUGACAACAACAAUUCAGCAUCAAAUUCGGAUAGUGGUUGUACUUCAUUAGACAGUUUGGUACCAAGGACAUCUUCCUUGCUGACUAAUUUCUUGAACGAAAUCAAAGGCGAUCAUUUACUUCUAUUUCCUCGAAUAGCAAAUAAGAAGAAAUCAUUUUGGAAGUUGGCAAAGGAUGAAAGCAAUCAUUUUGAGCAGGGUCAAACUAGAAUUGCCAGCAACAUUAUUUGGAACAGUAAACUAUGUUUCGUUAGGGUUCUUCUUCAUGCAUUCAAGGAAGGUUCUUUCGAAGAGGGAGCAGUUAUUUGCGCACCUCGUUCCACCGAUAUAUCAUUGUGGACUUCAAGUUCAGUGAACAUUGAAGGAGGACUUCAAAUUCCCGAGUCAGCAGUAACAUCAUACUUCAAAGAAGAUUCUUCUGGGAAAUGGGAACUUCAAAUGCCCGAAGAUCCUACUACUAAUCAUCGAAUGCCAAUCGGUUUCGUCACAACUGGAUUUGUCAGAGGGAGCAAGAAGAAGCUAGUGGCGGAAGCAUUUUGCGAGGCGUUGUUACUUGCUCACCUUCGAAAAGAGCAAUGGUGGAACGAAGAAGAUUCGGAAGUAAAACAGCAACAAAGAAGAAAGAAAGAGAUAUAUGUUCUUGUUCGAAAUCUCCGGUCCACGGCAUACAGACUUGCUCUGGCCACCAUUGUUUUGGAACAUCAAGUUGAUGAUGUUGAUUUCCUUUGAGUCUUUUGCUGUUCUAUAAUUACUUCAAAAUAAUUCAUUUUAAAUAUUAAUUGGUAAAAAUAUUAUUUUUUUAGUGUAAUUAUUAAUUAUUUUUACCACAAAAUAACAAAAAUUCAUAUGUAAUUAACAGUUAACACCUUAUAACAAUUUGUCUUUAUCCUAAUCAAUCCGAUUCUUAAUUAUUUUUAA
Cannabis sativa is the source of this 3167-nucleotide messenger RNA. RefSeq names its product ribonucleases P/MRP protein subunit POP1. The transcript is spliced from 10 exons. Bases 474 to 2978 code for a protein of 834 amino acids. Gene Ontology annotation, biological process: tRNA 5'-leader removal. NCBI's taxonomy places the organism in Eukaryota, Viridiplantae, Streptophyta, Magnoliopsida, Rosales, Cannabaceae. Gene Ontology annotation, cellular component: nucleolar ribonuclease P complex; ribonuclease MRP complex. The record is from RefSeq and is a predicted model, not a curated record.